Sclerotinia sclerotiorum 1980 UF-70 is the source of this 636-nucleotide messenger RNA. RefSeq lists its product with no specific name. The record is from RefSeq and is a predicted model, not a curated record. NCBI's taxonomy places the organism in Eukaryota, Fungi, Ascomycota, Leotiomycetes, Helotiales, Sclerotiniaceae. The transcript has 4 exons. Bases 1 to 636 code for a protein of 211 amino acids.
AUGAAUUCAAACUCUGCCAAUAAUACUCCUUCUCGACCCACACCCUCCUCCAGACCCAACAGCAAUAAAAAAUCCACUUGGGCUUCUGCUUCUGCUUCUAGUUCUAAAACCUCAAGCUUUGCCCGUCUAAAGCAAGAUCAGCAAGCAAGGAAUAAGGAUCCUGACGAUAUUGAUUACGAAGAAUCACCGUCGGAUGAUGAAUUGUCGGGAAGGAGUUAUGAUGUAUUCGGAAAUGAAUCCUAUACCAACGUCAUCAUACGGAGAGAAGCAGUAGCCGUACUCGAUAGCCCAGAAUUAUUAAUGAUGCAUGCACAGGCUAGAAAUGACUCUAUCCCCCAAACUCGUCUCCAUUUCAUCCAACUUCUAUCCGGACAACCACCCACUCCAGCUCAAGAAAAAGAUGCUGCUGAACGCCGCCUAGCUCAGCUGAAAAAGCUCGCCAAAAAGCGUGAGUUAGCUGAUGCUGGGAUGAUUGAAAAAGAUCCGGGCUCGAGUUCGAGAAGUGGUGCUGCUACUGCUAGAUCCACGGGAUCGGAUACAUCAAAAACCAAGGCGGAACAAGCUGGAGCCGGAGUCGAUGAUAUCUGGCGAAGAUUUGACCUCAAAUUCAGACAUGGUAUUCCUCCUUCGGCGUGA